CCGGUAAUUAUCGCCGUAUCUGGGCAGAAAGUUGUGCCAAAUACAGCAGCACCUAUAAGGACCGGGCGUUCUAUUCGGGAGAAGACGGUAGUGAUCACCACUUAGCCCCAGGUUAAAAAAACUCGGGUUCGAACCCAGUAGCUGUGUGCUGUGCUGGUUACACAGCCACUGAAGGAAAGCAAGAUGGUGCGACCCACCAGGGGAGCUUUCCGCAUGGAGCUCCGGUCGGAGGAAACCGAGCCCGUCGACCAGGACCAGGAGGUCACUGAGACGGAAAGCACCGGCGAGGGCCGCUCAACCCAUCUUGGAGUGAUCCGAGAUGGACUGACCACUUGCAAGAGGAGACGCCGGCGCGGCAAGAAGGGCGGGAAGAAGCGCCGCAAGGGCCGCAGACGCAGAAGACGCGCUGCCCAGCCUGAUGCUUAAGCGACAACGAUGUGCGACUACAACGUUGUGCGGCGGCCUCGGCACGUCAUCAUGGCCGCCGCACACGCCCCACCAUGUGCCCUUUCACGCAGUCGCACGCACACACCAGACCAUACCCAUCGCCUCCUCAUCAUUCGUGUCCGGUGGGGGAGAAACGCGCCGAGCAGCAGCCCACACUCCUCAUGACGCUGACAUACUCUGGCUGCCCCGGCCGUUGAUGACGUCAACAACAAUCGAGGGAAGAAGACCCCAUAGCCAAGACCCAGAGCUCGCUGGCGUGUUCAAGACACAACCCUUUCACGCAAGACCUUCAUUCUUGACGCAGCAGCCUCUCCUUCCUUUGUCUUCCUUCUUCUUCCUCUUCUUCUUCUCCGUCUUCCUUGUCGUCUCAUAGUCUUCUUCUUUUUCUUUUUCUUUUUCUUCUUCUACUUCUCCGUUCUUGUUCCCUGGUCAGUUUCACAAUUCUUCUUCUUCUGCUGCUUUCUUCUUCCCUGGUCACUUUCACAAGGCAACUGCCAUCGCCAGAGGGUCCAAGGAGGGAUGGAAAAGGACGUUUGCCUCUGCACUCUCGCGUGUCAGACAAUCAGGAGAUAGCCACACGAUCGUCUCUCUCCCCUUACCUCGUCCCAACCUCUCUCCAUUCCUGUUCCCGUCAUCAAUAUUCGUCACUUGUCUUCGCCUCCCAGAUCCUCCUCCGCAACGCUAUUCCCCUCUUUUUCUCUCUUCAUCAGGCCGACAGACGACAGUCCAAAGUCUACAUUCCAAUUCCGCCACCACAAAGGAGAAGGAAAAAGGGUAGUCCUCUCUCUUCAGAUUCGCCUUAGUUUCGUUCUGGACCGAGAGUGGGAGAUGAGUGCGUGGGUGAGUGAGUAAGUGGGUGAGUGGGUGAGGAAGAGGACGUUUCCUGUUUGCGCAAGUGGACUCUGGAUCUUGCAAUUGCAAAGACAAAGUUGCACCAAAUUUCGACUUCCCUUCGAUU
Chara braunii is the source of this 1405-nucleotide messenger RNA. The record is from the annotation of a GenBank genome assembly. Lineage: Eukaryota; Viridiplantae; Streptophyta; Charophyceae; Charales; Characeae.